This is a messenger RNA of Gambusia affinis (western mosquitofish), 1452 nucleotides long. RefSeq names its product RNA polymerase I and III subunit D (gene polr1d). Lineage: Eukaryota; Metazoa; Chordata; Actinopteri; Cyprinodontiformes; Poeciliidae. The record is from RefSeq and is a predicted model, not a curated record. Bases 57 to 410 code for a protein of 117 amino acids. Gene Ontology annotation, molecular function: DNA binding; protein dimerization activity; DNA-directed RNA polymerase activity. Gene Ontology annotation, cellular component: RNA polymerase I complex; RNA polymerase III complex. Gene Ontology annotation, biological process: DNA-templated transcription. The transcript is spliced from 5 exons.
ACAAAGCCGAGGGCUAAAAGCCCACAGGAGCAUAUUGACGGACGUAGUACCGAAGCAUGGCCGGGGAAGGCGAAAAGAAACCGGUGCUUGAAAUGGUCCAGGCUGACGGGGGCGAUGACGGCUGCGUGACGUUUGUGAUGCACGAUGAGGACCACACGCUGGGCAACUCCCUCAGAUAUAUGAUCAUGAAGAAGUCAGUGAUCCCGGAAGUGGAGUUCUGCGGCUACACCAUCACGCAUCCCUCAGAGAGCAAGAUCAACUUCCGCAUCCAGACGCGAGGAGGCGUUCCUGCAGUGGAGCCGCUGCGAAGCGGCCUCAACGACCUGCACGACGUUUGCCAACAUGUCCUCAACACCUUCCAGGCGAGAGUUGCUGAGUUUAAAGAAGGCCAGGAGCAACCUAUGGAAUAAACAUCGCAACGGGAACCUUAAAGAUUCAACUUCACCCAACUCCUUCGCUCUUCAGCAGUCCGGGAUGUUUCCACGUCUUAAAUACUUGUACAGUUUAUUUUUUAAAAAUGUAAUUAUGCAAGGGAUUCAUAACGUGCGAUAAACGCGUAUCAAAUGUUGCUUUUCAUUCCCAUGCGGCCUGGCUGGUGAGUAAAAAAAAACACUUGAAAUGAUAAAAACAGGCCUACAAGAGCUUUCCUUCCUUCACUCGGGCGUCGGACUCGUUCUGGGACAUUUCACUUCUCGACUCGUGUAACGGCGUUUUUGAAAGGCGCUCGGGGUUCGAACGUCUGAAUCUCCUGACGGGAGCCAGGAAAGUUCUGGAAGCUGAUAUGUCCUUAUUAGCAGAGGAAUGCGGCGCCGGGCUCUUCAAACUGAGGCUGGAGGGACAGCAGGUCAAAUGAGGGAGGAGGGGGGAAAAAAAAGAGUGUGAAUAAUAAGCUUGAAGUUGGUUGAGGGUAAUCGCAUAACGUGUUCAGAAUGUUUCAACAAAGAAAAGAUGUCUCCUUUAACAAAAUAAAUGGGUCCUGGAAGAUUUUAGAAGAGUUUGCUGUGGCUGAAAUUUUAGAGAAAUGAAGUGUUUUUGUGUCAGAGAACCAUGUGAACGGAUCAAUACCAUUAUGUCUGUCAGGUAACGAAGCUGGAGCCAGCGCUGGAAAGCUUUAUGUAAGCAGCUGGAAUGGUGGGAAACUGAUCGUUUAACGUUCACAGUUUGUCCUCAGAUCCCAUCGAGGUUCGUUAAUAAUUUAUGUUAAAUGUUUGUUUAAUAUGAAAAAAUCCUUUUGGAAGACUUUGAAGAGACAUUGUCUUUUUUUUCUUUUCCCCUGAAUUAAAAAAAAAAAUCUCUUCUUCUCUAACUCAUGUCCUUUAAGUUCAUCCAUCCAUCAUUUUCCAUCGGGUCGCUGGUGGUAAAAAGGGCAGGAAGGAUACCAGAUUCCAAGUUGUUUAGGCAACAAAUGCCUGCCAAGAAGUAAAAAAAAAUGUGACUUUAGCAGCGUUUUUU